GAUGAUAAGUCUCGCUGACAAAAUCCGACAACGCAAACGCGGUAUUGACGCGAAUCAGUCAGAUGCUGCACAGUCGGCAUCAGUACGCAGUGCUACCAUACGCGAUCGUCUUCUGUUACAGGAAAUACAGGAAUUGAAAAACAACCUGUCGUCUCAGUGUACUAUUCACCACCCCGACCCUAACAAACUCCAUGAAUUCACUCUGACGAUUAAGCCGAAGGAAGGCGUUUGGGCAGGUGGCACGUUUGUGUUCGAGAUAACUGUUCCGGAGGGCUACAACCACACACCCCCUCUCGCGCAUUGUAACACUCGCAUUUGGCAUCCGAAUAUCGAUGAAGAAGGUCGUGUUUGUCUCAGCUUGCUGCGUCAGAGCUCAUUGGAUUCUUCCGGUUGGGCACCAACACGUCGUUUGCUAGAUGUCGUAUGGGGGAUCGAGUCUCUGUUCACCGAUUUGUGUGAUUUCAGCGAUGCCCUCAAUACGGCUGCAUCGGAACAGUUCCAACGGAGCCCUGAAGAAUUCCAUCGGACCGCCCGCAGCUACGUGUAUGAAUAUGCAAGAUGAUGGCCAGUGGGCUUUCAUUACGACACCAUCACCAUCACACCGGUCUGGGAGAGAAACGAAAGACACCUCUCUUAUUGCCGGAUGCUUGUUAGCACACAUGCCCAUCUUACCCUUUCUCUUGAACGACGCCUCAUAAUGGAGAGAAUUACGUUAUUUAUUUUUGCCCCCCGAUGUUGUUCGCCUUGAUCAACCCGAGCCUCACUGAAUGUUCUUUGAUUAGGCGUGAUGUGUUUCGAAUAAUACACCAUAACCAACAGCCGUUA
This is a messenger RNA of Dicrocoelium dendriticum, 825 nucleotides long. NCBI's taxonomy places the organism in Eukaryota, Metazoa, Platyhelminthes, Trematoda, Plagiorchiida, Dicrocoeliidae. The record is from the annotation of a GenBank genome assembly.